Messenger RNA from Chilo suppressalis (striped riceborer), 4511 nucleotides. NCBI's taxonomy places the organism in Eukaryota, Metazoa, Arthropoda, Insecta, Lepidoptera, Crambidae. The record is from the annotation of a GenBank genome assembly.
GACCGCGUGUUUGCUCGCCAGCGAACUGUGGCAGCGAGCGACUCUACAGUCUCUACACUGUCGAGUAAGAUCGGGAAUACUCGACCGGUGAACGGCGCCCGUGCUGGGGGUCUAUCGACACUCGCCGUGCCGAAACUAAAUACGAAAACCGCGAUGUGUCAAACAAUAAACAGAAACAAGUGAAUAAGUGAAAAAAACAAAAUAUUCGAAAUAGUAACGAACCUCAUUGAAGAUGGCUUUACGUCUACGAGUUUUGUGCGGUGGUGUUUUAUUAUUGUGCAUUUUACACAGUGCCGCUAAUUUCAAUCUAGAACCGAGAAUCCCUGUAAUAAAAUUCGGAGAAACUGGUUCGUACUUUGGAUUUUCCGUUGCCGAGCAUCUCACCAUUGAGGAUGGCGGGAAAACGACAAGCUGGUUAUUAGUCGGAGCUCCGCUGGGCCAAAACCUCCAACCCAACACCAGAAAAUCUGGUGCCCUAUGGAAAUGCGCUCUCACACCAGCCGUGCGAGACUGCGAGCAAGUCGUAACCGAUGGCAUGAGAACGAAGUACGGCAAAAUAAGGACCAGUAUUGGCUUGGAAUCAACAAAUGUGAACCUGACUAGCCCUUACCCCGAUGAGAUCAAGGAAGGCCAGUGGCUCGGCGUCUCUGUGAGGAGCCAAGGCCCAGGCAAAAAAGCUGUUGUAUGCGCUCAUAGAUACAUUCGCAAGGUUGGCGAGUCCCAAUUAGGUCAAGGAUUAUGUUAUAUGCUAAACAACCAGCUUCGGUUAGCUGACAUUUGGGAGCCUUGCAAGGGAAGAUCUGUUGUCAGGGAGCACGAGGACUUUGGGUUCUGCCAAGUUGGUACUAGCAGUUCCUUUCUAGAAGACGACACAAUUUUGAUGGGCAGUCCCGGUCCCUACACAUGGAGGGGCACAGUCUUCGCUCAAGAUGCCAAUGAUGAUGUACUGGGUCGUGACAACAUUGUCUACAUGGCGCCGGUAGCUGACGGUGCUAGCCCCGUAGAGAAAUAUAGUUAUUUAGGUAUGUCUGUGACUGGAGCGAAUUUCUUCGUGGACAAACCUUCAUACGCGGCGGGAGCACCGCGCGCCUCGGGCACCGGCCAAGUUGUCAUCUUCAGCAAACCCAUUAUAAAAGAUUGGACACGCACCGACAUAGAUAUCCUCAAGGUCGCGUUGAUCUUCAAAGGCGAGCAGUUUGGCUCUAGCUUCGGAUAUGAAGUUGCUUCUGCUGAUGUCAAUGGUGACGGUCUACCAGAUCUUCUAGUAGGAGCUCCCUUCUACUUCUCCCGUGACGUCGGUGGGGCUGUGUAUUUGUACUUAAAUAAUAACUUCAAUUUCACAUCAAAAUACGACGUCAAACUAACUGGUGAACCUGAAUCACAGUUCGGUAUCACAAUUGCAAAUGCAGGUGAUCUAAAUAAGGAUGGCUGUGAAGAUGUGGCUAUCGGCAGUCCUUAUGAAGGACAAGGCGUAGUAUACAUUCACAUGGGGGACAGAAAAAGUGGUCUUAAUUCAAAACCGGAUCAAGUUAUUAGAGCAGAAUCUUUGCCGAUGACUUUGAGAACAUUCGGUUAUUCUUUGUCUGGUGGUGUCGAUUUAGAUGGUAACGGCUACCCUGAUCUACUUGUUGGUGCUUAUGAAAAUAGUAGCGUCGCACUCAUUCGUACUAGACCUAUCAUCGAUAUCAAAACUUCAGUACAUCCAUCAAACACCAUUAUGAACGUCGAUCCAAGUGUACGCGGUUGUGAGAAAGAUCCUAUGGCUAAUUACACAUGCUUCCAUUUCCAAGCAUGCUGCAUCAUCGAAUCUCUCGUCAGAUCGACUAAAACCAAUGUUCAUACAUUGAACUACGUUAUUGAAGCCGAAACAUUCCCUGGUGGGCGAAAGUAUUCGAGAGUAUUCUUCGAUAGCGAGAAAUCAAAUAUUAUCAAUAACACCAUACGUUUGAGCAAAGAUGUGGAAGAUUGCAGAGAACACAUCGUGUAUCUGAAGAAUAAUACUAGAGACAUACAGACUCCGAUAAAGUUCCAAGUGACGUACACUCUAGAACACGAUCGCCCUCGAUACUCCACCAUAGGCCAGCUGCCCAACAUUGACGACUACCCAGUUCUUAACGCUACAGCCACGACAACCUUCAGCGCCAACUUCUUGAACGACUGUGGAGUCGACGGCAUUUGCGUUAGCGAUUUGGUGGUCAAUCCAGUACUGCAAUUGCCUAAAGCUGAAGGAAACAAAGCGUAUGCUUUGACUUUAGGUCAAGAGGAAGAGAUCAGACUUUCAAUUUUAGUGGAUAACUACGGUGAAUCAGCUUACGAGACACAAUUAUUUGUACAGCAUCACGCUAGUCUUCAUUAUAUAGCUGUUAAUAUAAGUGAUAAACACGUGAUUUGCACGAGCUUGAACAAAACUGUGGUCUCGUGCCUCCUAGAGAAUCCAUUUAAGAAACAACCUGAUGGUACUCCUCCGAUAACGAUGCGAUUCGACGCUAGAGCUCUAGAAGACAACGAACCUUCCGUAGUGUUCAAUGUGUGGGCCAAUUCCACCUCUAAAGAGUUGUAUCCUGGCAAGAUACCCGCGAAAGUGGAAGCGCUAGUGAUUAAGAACGCUGAAUUGCUGAUCAAAGGCGCUGCGAGACCUGAGCAGGUGUUCUAUGGCGGCGAGGUGAAAGGGGAAUCCGCUAUGACUCACUUCGAUGAUAUCGGAACCAGAGUCAUUCAUACAUAUCAGGUAUUCAAUGAGGGUCCAUGGCGAGUGUCCUCCGUCCAAGUGGUGAUAUCCUGGCCGCACCAGGUGGCGUCAGAAAACGCGCAGGGCAAAUGGCUUCUCUAUCCAGAAGAUGUUCCCACUGUUGAUGGUGAAGGACAAAGUAACGGCGAAUGUUUUAUAUCAGAAAAUCAGAUAAAUCCUCUCAAGUUGACUCAAAGGCCUGGUGUUCCCGAGCCAUACUUGGAGAAUCUUGAGAUGGAUCCAUUCCUUAGGACCGGGAAACUCAGCGUCAGCUCAAACGAGAAGCAACAUAACGAAACUAAGAAAACGUACGAAUACUCUAGUGGUAUAGAAAACAAAGUAAGAAGGAAACGAGAGAACGAUAUCGUUAAAGCAGAAGCGUAUACAGACAAGGAUGGUCAACGUAAGCAAGUGGUCAAUAUGAACUGCCAGAAGAAGACGGCGAAGUGCAUCCAGUUCCAGUGCGUGAUCUACCGUUUGGGGCGAAUGCAGGCAACCACUAUCACUGUGAAGGCGCGUCUGUGGAACGCCACUCUAGUGGAGGACUAUCCACGCGUCGGCCACGUCAAUAUAGCGUCUUCCGCCUACAUCCUGGUGCCGGAACACUACAACCUGCACCAGAACAAGCACCACGACGACUCCACCACGGUGGAGACCGUCGCUUAUCCAGACUUGAAGAUAAGUGAGCCAACAGAUGUCCCAUUAUGGGUGAUCAUCUUAUCAGUGAUCAUCGGACUAAUAGUGCUAAUAUUACUGAUAAUAGCGUUAUGGAGACUCGGUUUCUUUAAGAGAAGCAGACCGGAUCCGACAUUGUCGGGAAAUCUGGAGAAGAACAAUCACGAGUCUUCCCCGUUCAUAGUGAGGGACCGGAACAAUAUUCGAUAGCUAGAGUACUUUAUGGUCAGAAGUGACAGUGGACUACAGUGCGAAAGAUUUUGAUUAGUGACAAAAUUAAAAUCGUCUGGUGACAAAAGAAGAAAUAAGAUUUUGACGAUUGACAAAAUUGUUUUGUUUGUAUUUGCCUGGUGACAAAAUGAUACAAAUUGUGAUCUUACUUAACUUAUUCUGAAGUCGUAUUUCAUUUUGUUAUUUUAGUUUUGCACUAAUUUAAGAAACCUUAUCAAAAAAGUUAUCAUCUCUUCAGAUGAUGUCAUAAAUCGUGUUUUUUGAAAAGGUUUUUAUCCCAUGUUGUGUUUUAAGGUUAUCAAGGCGAUGGCGAUGUGUUGGAUAGAUAAAUUAUGAAAAUAUAUUUUUUGACUGUGAUGUCUUCAUAGAGGAAAAAAUGUGUGCUUAUGUGAUGUUUUAAACGGUUAACAUGUAUAAGUGUUUUGUUGAAUUUGCACGAGUCCUUUUUUAUGAAUAAGAAAUUUUAUUAAUUAUUAUUUUUUCUAUUUGCAUUUCUUUAUUAGUAUUAGGUAGGUAUAUUAUGAGCUAUGUGAGUUUGUGUUUAGGGUCCUGUGUGCCCAAAGGGUGCGAACGUAAAGUUAUCACUAGGUAGUCUAUUCUGAACGUUCGUAAAGGCAGUUUCAGUGGUAAUAAUGUUUAUACAUUUUUAUAGGGAAAAUGGCAUGUCCGUCAGGUAAAUCAUCAAAAAAUAAUGGACACGUAUUUUUCUUUGACAAUCAACCAGAAAAUUACAAACAAAAAGCCGCGCAAAGUUUGAAAGUGGGCGCUCGUGACGUAACUUCUGCGUAAAAUUUUUACCCAAACAUGACGUUAUGCGACGAUUUAAAUCAAUAUAAUGUAAUGUUAUGAUGUGGAUAAGGAAAAAAUACGUGUCCAA